GUAUCAGCUAUGAUUACAUUGCACAUCCACAGGGACUUGCACUACGUUGUUUAUUGGAGACAAUGCCACGACUAUAUAAGGACAGGGAGCGGCCGUUCCUUAACAUGAACUCUAGAGAUAUUCAAGCAUCAGAUCUACUAAUAACAAAUCCAGGGCAGAGCUUCAUCUUCCAUUAAUACUACAGUCUCACAGCAAACACACUCCUCAUCACCAUCACACCGCCAAAGUAACCAUGAAGUCCCUCUUCCUCACACUCGGUCUGCUUGGUCUUAGUGCAUCAGCUCUCGCAGAAAAGUGCGGCGAUGCCAACUACGACCCCAAGAGCUACAUCUGUCACAAUGGCAACUUCCUAUGCCCCGUUGUCAACGGCGAGGGCCUCUCGUAUUGCAACGGCGCCUGCUACUCCAAAUUCAUGUACCAGUGCAACUCGGGCACCCUGAGCCAGCUCCCACUCCUGGAGCAGGGCUCCAAGUUCACCCUGACGGCCUGGAACCCCGCCUCGCCCUCGGUGCACGGCAAGGCCAUCGCCAACUCGGGCCGCCACUGGUGGGUGGGCGGCGAGACGUCCAGCUACUGCCCCGACAUCGUCAAGGACCAGGGGGCCUGCCCGCCUGGCACCGUCACCGCCAUGGCCUACUCGGGCGGCAUGAACACCCUGGUCCCCGGCGGCCAGGGGUACUACCUCAACGCCAACUGGAACGUCGAGGUCACCCAGGCCCACUCGAGCUACAUCCCCUCGGGUAGCACCGUCGGUGGCCUCGUGGCGUACAAGAACGGAGGCUUCAUCAACACAAACGGCCAGCCGACCGGCUGGGUCGCCUGUCCCGGCGGCAGCGACGGGCGGUGGAACCUCGUCGCGGGGAAUGCUUCGUCUGCCGAUGCGCUCAAGAGCUGCACGGGGAUCAACCUCCAGGUCAACUACCUUGGUGACUCGAGCGUGCCGGCUUCGGCUUGGCAAUACAUUUAAAGAGUUUGGCUGUAAGAGAAGGUGAAUCUGGCUGUGUGGUUGUGGGACCUAAUGAUUGGCUGGGAACAGGAAAAAACCCCAUGGUGAUGUCAGGGCUUGGUGAUACAAACUCUCCUCAAAUUUAUAGCUUUUGGGAUAGAAUUAAUGAGAAACGUCUUACGGAA
Messenger RNA from Pyricularia oryzae 70-15, 1131 nucleotides. RefSeq lists its product as uncharacterized. The record is from RefSeq and is a predicted model, not a curated record. The transcript has 2 exons. The coding region runs from base 233 to 967 and encodes 244 amino acids. Gene Ontology annotation, molecular function: carbohydrate binding. NCBI's taxonomy places the organism in Eukaryota, Fungi, Ascomycota, Sordariomycetes, Magnaporthales, Pyriculariaceae.